This is a messenger RNA of Electrophorus electricus (electric eel), 1685 nucleotides long. It is a transcript of the gene hibadhb, whose product is annotated as 3-hydroxyisobutyrate dehydrogenase b. The record is from RefSeq and is a predicted model, not a curated record. Gene Ontology annotation, biological process: L-valine catabolic process. Lineage: Eukaryota; Metazoa; Chordata; Actinopteri; Gymnotiformes; Gymnotidae. Gene Ontology annotation, molecular function: NADP binding; 3-hydroxyisobutyrate dehydrogenase activity; NAD binding. Gene Ontology annotation, cellular component: mitochondrion.
UCACCCUCCCCACCCGACGCGGAGGUCAGCAGCAAAGCAGCAUGGCCGCGCUGUUAAGGAGGUCGCGGAGUCUGGUGAGAAAGUGCCGUAACCAUGUCUGGUUGCAGGGUUCCAGGUCCAUGGCUUCCAAAACCCAGGUGGGUUUUAUUGGCCUGGGACACAUGGGAAAUCCAAUGGCCAAGAAUCUCAUCAAACACGGGUAUCCUGUGAUUGCCUCAGAUGUUUUUCCUGAGUCUUGCAAGGAGCUACAGGAACUGGGUGCUCAGAUCCUAGACACUCCAGCAGAUGUGGCUGACAAGGCGGACCGCAUCAUCACAAUGCUGCCCUCCAGCCCUAACGUUAUUGAUGUGUACACAGGCCCCAAUGGCAUUCUGAAGAAGGUGAAGAAAGGCUCCCUCCUCAUUGAUUCUAGCACCAUUGAUCCUGCUGUGUCCAAGGAGAUGGCCGUUGCUGCUGAAAAAACGGGAGCCGUGUUUAUGGAUGCCCCGGUGUCUGGAGGUGUUGGAGCUGCCACUUCAGGAAAGCUGACCUUCAUGGUGGGCGGAGCAGAGGAGGAGUUCACAGCAGCCAAAGAGCUGUUGAGCUGCAUGGGUGCCAACGUAGUGUACUGCGGUCAGGUUGGCACAGGGCAGGCGGCGAAGAUCUGCAACAACAUGCUGCUGGCAAUAGGAAUGAUCGGGACUGCUGAGACCAUGAACCUGGGCAUCAGACUGGGGCUCGACCCCAAGCUGCUGGCCAAGAUCCUCAACAUGAGCUCCGGCCGCUGCUGGUCCAGUGACACCUAUAAUCCCGUCCCGGGGGUGAUGGAGGGCGUGCCCUCAGCCAACAACUACCAGGGAGGGUUUGGGACUACACUGAUGGCCAAGGAUCUAGGACUUGCCCAGAACUCGGCAAGCAACACGAAGACAGCAGUGCCACUGGGCUCACUGGCUCAUCAGAUAUACCGCAUGAUGUGUGCACGCGGCUAUGCGAGCAAAGACUUCUCCUCUGUCUUCCAGUUCCUGCGCGAGGAGUAGGGCCACUAGGGGCAAUGCUUCUCAGCCUAAACAUAGCCUUAUCCUACAUCGACUGGCUCGUCACGACUUGGCAGGCAUUGCGCUCAAAAUCUGUUUGUGCUGCAUCGUCAUGAGUGUUCUCUAAGACCUGUUUUAUCAGGGAGUGAGUAGAGCGGUAAGAGGGAAUAUUUAAAAAUGUUACGUAAUUUUUAAUUUAAUUUUUUUAGCUUGCCCUGUGUAAACCACACUCCAGCAUAGGACACUAGACAUUCAAUGCGAGGCAGGGGUUGGUUUGGUUUUUUGUUUGUUUUCAGUUUCUCCAUUUUGUUCUGUAGACUAACUUAUGAGUGUGGUCAGUGUGGUCAGUUUGGACCUGAUCUCAUGGUUUUUGCUGAAGGAACUGACAGUAGCUGAAAGGAAGAAGUGACAUGUUUAGAACCUACUAAAUAUAAACACGGCACAGCUCAGCCACUGCACACCUUAACCUGUGUUUCAGUGGACAUCCCCGCUUAUUUAUUUUCUCUUCUCAUUUGUUUUUAGAGGGUACGUUUUUCUUCAUUAUUCAUCUUUCCAUGGACUCUACUUUCUGAAUUUCAGCUGUAAAGUCUGGCAGGUUUAUUUUUGCAAUGGAAUCUGCAUGCUAUAUCGAUGUACCUCUGAGUUUGAAAUUAAAACAGAAAAUCAAAGAGA